Messenger RNA from Pogona vitticeps (central bearded dragon), 1715 nucleotides. RefSeq names its product glial fibrillary acidic protein (gene GFAP). NCBI's taxonomy places the organism in Eukaryota, Metazoa, Chordata, Lepidosauria, Squamata, Agamidae. Gene Ontology annotation, molecular function: structural constituent of cytoskeleton. Gene Ontology annotation, biological process: regulation of chaperone-mediated autophagy; intermediate filament organization. Gene Ontology annotation, cellular component: intermediate filament; cell projection; cytoplasm. The record is from RefSeq and is a predicted model, not a curated record.
CUCUUGUAUAAAACCCUUUGCAGCACACAGAGGGAAAUCUCUCAUGAGUCUGCAGAGCCUCAUUAAGAGGUCUGACCAUGGAAGGGCAGAGACUGUCAUCUUAUGGAAGACGCUUCGGUUCCCAAGCCGCCUCUGUCCACCAUGCCCUGAGGUUCUCUCCAGGCCGCAGGUACCUGCCUUCGAGUGCUACCAGCCGAGUCUCUGUCACCAAGCUGAAAACGGCCAGCCUCAGCUUUCGUGCUGGCCCCAAAUUUUCAUCAGACAAGGUGGAUUUCUCCUUGGCCGAUGCUCUCAACACUGAGUUCAAAGAGACCCGCACCAAUGAGAAGGUGGAGAUGAUGGAGCUGAAUGAUCGCUUUGCCAGCUACAUUGAGAAAGUCCGCUUCCUGGAGCAGCAGAACAAAGUCCUGGUAGCUGAGCUCAACCAAAUACGAGACAAAGAGCCGACCAAGUUGGCAGACAUCUACCAGGAGGAGGUGAGGGACCUACGCCACCAAGUAGACCAGCUCUCCAACUCUAAGGCCCGGCUGGAGAUCGAGAGAGACAAUCUGCUAGAGGAUCUCAACAAUCUUCGGCAGAAGUUACAGGAUGAGAUUAAUCUGCGCCUUGAAGCUGAAAACAAUUUGUCUUCCUACCGACAGGAUGUUGAUGAUGCUGCAUUGGCUCGGAUAGACCUGGAACGCAGAAUCGAAUCCUUGCAGGAGGAGAUCAACUUCCUUAGGAAGGUCCAUGAUGAGGAACUGCGGGAGCUGCAGGAACAGCUGCAGCAGCAACAGGUCCACAUUGAGAUGGACAUGGCCAAGCCAGACUUGACAUCUGCCUUGCGUGAGAUUCGCAUCCAGUAUGAGUCCAUGGCCUCAAACAACAUGCAUGAGACUGAGGAAUGGUACAAGUCUAAGUUUGCAGACCUCACUGAUGCUGCAGCACGGAACAUUGAAGCUCUCCGCUUAGCCAAGCAAGAAGCCAACGAGUACCGCCGACAAUUGCAGGCCCUCACCUGUGAUUUGGAGUCCUUGAGAGGAUCGAAUGAAUCUCUGGAGAGGCAGCUGCGGGAGAUGGAAGACCGCUAUGCCCUUGAGACUGCCAACUACCAGGACACAGUGAUUCGACUGGAGGAAGAUACCCGGAGUCUCAAAGAGGAGAUGGCCCGUCACCUCCAGGAAUACCAGGACCUCCUCAAUGUCAAAUUGGCAUUAGACAUUGAGAUUGCCACCUAUCGUAAACUCCUGGAAGGAGAAGAGAGCAGAAUCACAAUCCCAGUGCAGACUUUCGCCAACCUUCAGAUCCGAGAAACCAGCCUGGACACAAAGUCUGUUUCUGAGGCCCACCUUAAGAGGAGCAUUGUGGUCAAAACAGUGGAGACAAGAGAUGGAGAGGUGAUCAAGGAGUCCACCCAGGAGCACAAAGAAGUGGCUUAAAGCAGGCGGCCAUGAAGGAAAAGCCACAUUAGUGGAGCAGAGGAGACACUUGUAGCUAUAGGAUGCUAGCAAAGCUUUAUUUCCUCCUGAUGCUGUCCUGGGCCAAAAAACAGUUCUGGUUAUAAUGCUGGAGAAUUAGCAAAGGAUGGGAAACAUUUGCAAAUCUAACUGUUUGCAACUAGAGAAAAUAACCAGCUACCUAUCAGAAGCACAGUAGCCUAUUGCUUUAGCCUGUCAUAUGUGGGCUUGUCAUCUAUUCCAUCUCUCACCCUAUGUUCCUCAGUCACAGUAUGUGCC